AUGGCGACUAAUGGCAACAACGGGGUCAGUGACUCACGGCCGAUCUUCUUCUUUGAUAUUGACAACUGUCUAUAUUCUAAAUCUUGCAAUAUUCAUGAUGAGAUGCAGACAUUGAUCAAUAAAUUCUUUGUCAAACACCUCGAACUCAAUGUAUCAGAUGCCCAUGAACUGCAUCAGAAGUACUAUAAGGAAUAUGGACUUGCCAUUGAGGGCCUUACUCGUCACCAUAAGAUCGACCCACUUGCAUUCAACGCCGAAGUUGACGAUGCUCUUCCUCUCGACAAAAUUCUCAAGCCUGAUCCCAAGCUACGCCAACUGCUGGAGGACCUGGAUACUACCAAGGUGAAGCCGUGGUUACUCACAAACGCCUAUGUCACUCAUGGAGAACGCGUGGUGAAGCUACUUGGCAUCGCAGAUAUUUUCGAAGGUAUUACUUACUGCGACUAUGGAAACUUGCCGCUUGUCUGCAAACCAAGCCAGGACAUGUAUGCCAAAGCAGAGAAGGAAGCUGCCGCUCCCAGCACCAAGUCAUGCUUGUUUGUUGAUGAUUCUUACUUGAAUUGUGUACAUGCUCAUGCUCGAGGCUGGACCACAGCUCACCUUGUUGAACCGGGUGUCACCACGCCCCCUAAGCAGGCAUCGGAGUUCGUGAUCUCAAGCCUCGAGGAGCUUCGUGUUCAUUUCCCACAAGCCUUUAAACAGAACCCAAGCGGUGGCAUAUAG
Molecule: messenger RNA, 723 nt
Organism: Penicillium soppii
Lineage: Eukaryota; Fungi; Ascomycota; Eurotiomycetes; Eurotiales; Aspergillaceae
Product: putative pyrimidine 5'-nucleotidase
Exons: 5
Coding region: 1-723 (240 amino acids)
Biological process (GO): nucleotide catabolic process; pyrimidine nucleobase metabolic process
Molecular function (GO): nucleotidase activity
Source: RefSeq, a predicted model, not a curated record